This is a messenger RNA of Drosophila navojoa, 1440 nucleotides long. RefSeq names its product Otefin (gene Ote). Lineage: Eukaryota; Metazoa; Arthropoda; Insecta; Diptera; Drosophilidae. The record is from RefSeq and is a predicted model, not a curated record.
AAUCGAUUAUUUCUGCAUAUCGCUCAUCGCUAACUAACAUCGCACCGCGCAAAAAAGGGACGCGCAACUGCUUUCAAUUUCAACGAAUAGUGAAAAGCGUGUUUGGCAACAAAAAUCAUGGCUGAAACUGAUAAUUUGGACAGUUUGUCUAAUGCCGAACUGCGUGCACGGAUGCUGGCCCAGGGAUUGCCGAAUAUACCAGUCACAGAUAGCAGUCGUAAGGUGUUGGUGAAACGUUUACGUGCCUCACUGGGCGGCAACGCCGCCUUGCCGGCAGGCAGCCCGAAGAAGAGCAACGCACGUCGCGAGACUUUGCAGCCAGCAGCUGUUUCUGCUUCUGCUGCUACUACAAGUGCUGGACAGGUGGAUAAACCAGACGCGGCCCCAGCCGCAAGUAAGGCACGGCGCACCAUUGCCGUCAAUCCCAGCGAUGCCAAAGAGGACGAACGUCGUCGUCAGCAGCAGCAGCCAGUGAGCAAGCCACAAGCCGUGCCGGAGGCAGUUACAGUAGCUAAACCAGUUCCGGUCAAGGCUGCGCCCAUACAGUCACGUCGCAUUUCCAAUUCGGAGCGACGUGAACAGCCAAAAGAACGGAUCGCUCGCAAGCCGGAGCCAAUUGCAGAAGAGCCCACAGUGGCCAACCAGCGCGAGAGCGAGGAACCUUUGCUGGUUAAUUCAUUGAUCGUUCUAGAGUCCGAUGACGAGGAGGAUGAGCAACUGGCCCAGGCUGCCCAGGAUGCUGAGGAUCAGUAUAGUGAACACAACAGACAGAUCGGCAGCAAUCCCAAGCCAAGGUCCAAGCUGACGGCCACCACCGUCAAUACUCAUGACUAUGUGGCCAAGCCACUGUAUCCCAGCCUGCAGCCCAAACCAUUGGAGCAACGGCGUCUCAAGCUGGUUUACGAGGAUGCACCCAGUCCCAUCCAGCCACGCGCAACACUAGGCGCUACCAGCACCACUAACAGCUUCGAGUACCGUCCUGCGACUGGACGUUACUCCAGCUAUAUAAGCUCACCAGCCCAGAGCUACACAACUGCAGCAUCCUCAACCCCUGGCCACAGCAGCAGCAGCAUACGCCGCUCGCCGCCACGCACCUACAGCAAUGAAUUCAGCGAUGAUGCCGCUGAAGAGGAUGGACAGGGCGUUAAAUUUGAAAGCGACUUUGCUCGCAGCUUGGCACGCCUGCGCGCCGAACGAAUUGGGGAUCGUGGCGCCAGUUACAGGCGCAGCGUACCAGCCAGCAGCAUCACCACUGGGGGACGCCGUUCCCUACGCCAGGAACAGGCCUCAUCCCUCAACGCACUGGCUCGCUCUUGGCGGACUCUGGAUAACAAAUACAAACUUAAAUCUAAGCUAUUCAUAUUGAUUGUACUGCUGGUGCUCUUUGGCGUCUAUCGCUUCUAUUACUAGAGCAACAUAGAUGUCCGGCUGUGCCAUAUA